AUGGGCCGAAGAAAAAAAGAAAGAAAGAAGGAGCAAGCGAGACGCCAAUUAGAUAAUUCCAAAGACUUUUCAGUGCAAGACGGUUUAGGCAACUUUAGUAAAAAGAAGAAAAAGAAGCGACGUCAUAGUUUGACUACCCUUGGUGGGUUGUGUGGCAGGACGAUCUUCACCAGCUACCAGCUCGAGGAACUGGAGAAGGCGUUCAAGGACGCCCACUAUCCGGACGUUUAUGCCAGAGAGAUGCUUAGCCUUAAAACCGACUUACCCGAAGAUAGGAUACAGGUCUGGUUCCAGAAUCGUCGAGCCAAGUGGCGCAAAACCGAAAAGUGCUGGGGACGGAGUACCAUAAUGGCCGAGUACGGUUUGUACGGGGCGAUGGUACGCCACAGCUUACCGUUGCCCGAUACCAUAUUGAAGAGCGCAAAGGAAAACGAAUGUGUAGCACCUUGGUUGCUAGGUAUGCACAGAAAAUCCCUCGAAGCCGCCGAACAACUGAAAGAAUCGGACACCACCAGCGACCACGAGGACACCACCUCGAUGCGCACGGACACCAGCGACACCAGCGCCACCUCGAGCCAAAACCACCCUUCAUCUCAAACCCCAAGCACUGACAUCAAAGACCCCAGCUUACUGCAACAACAACCCCAACAACAACCCAACCCCAACAAUUCCUACCAGGACGAUCCGGAAGUUUUCCGCAACAACUCAAUAGCGUGUCUCAGAGCCAAAGCUCAGGAGCACAGCGCCAAAUUAAUGAACCACAACUUGAUGGUUCAUGGGGCUGUUGGUGGUAAUGGUAGGCCGAAUUCUUGCGAUGCCAACCAGAAUACCUUGCACCAUACCGAAAGCGGUGGGAAUGGUGCUGAACAAGGGAUUUUUUGACACAGCGAAUAGCGGAUAUACGAUAAUAAAGACAUUGUUAUGCGUUUCUAGAUUAUUGUCCUGGCAUAAAAGUCUUUUGGUGUUCCUUAAAUUAUUCUAGAUGUAGAAGUAGAAGGUUUUUUUUAGAGUCACAGAAUGUUUUAAAACAAAUUUGGGGCGCUAAUGGCAAUUUUUUUAUUUAGGUGAGGCAAAAUGUUGAAUUUUUGUAAACAUACUUAAGAGUUUCUCGUUAAUCAAUUACAAAGCUCUUUCAAUUUCUAGUAAUUUGAAUUCAAUAUUACAUUUUCCUUUCUGUUUUUGCAGAAAUUUAGCAUAUCUGUGCUGGAUUUUCAGUCUGCUGAAAAAUGUUGAGACUCUUGAGAAGUUUCCAAGUUUCCUUCCUAUGUUCUAAGUUUCCAAAUCCUAUGCUCAAGAUGCUUUAAUCUUCUGUACCUACGUGAAAAUCGCUAUGAAUAAAGCAUUCAAGAAACUUUACAUAAUACUAAAAUAUCAGCCCAAUUUUUUUAGAUGAUUUCAAUUAUAAUUUUAAAAUCAGAUCUUUUAAAUAAUAGUUCUUGGUGUCAAUGUGUUUGAUCCUUUUCGAGUUUUCAUUGUUUUUAGACAUUAGGGUUGCACUUCCAUUAUCACCAAAACAGAAUAGCUUUGUCAAAUAAAUUAAACUUUCUCAAAAUACCCUUAAUAUUAAUGAUUAGGUCUUGAGCUACUUCAUAUUCAGCUUCUGCUGUAGAUAAUGCCAGACAAGUUUGCUUCUUUGAAAACCAUGAUAUCGGGUCUUUUCCAUAUAGAAUUAUGCAUUCACUUACACUUUUCCUAUCUUUCCUAACUGUCGACCAAUCAACAUCUGAAUAUCCUUUGAGCAUUAUCUGAUAAUCUGUAUUUCUAUAAUGAAUAGGUAUCUUAAAACUAUUUUUCCAGACGCCCAUGUUUCUGAUACCUAUUGGAAAAUCUGUUUAUAAAUUGGUUUAAAGCUUCUUUAUCUGAUACGCUGGCUAGAACGUUUUCAACGUAAAAAGACUUGAUUCAUUUGGAAAUAACAUCACGACUGUAGAUUACUUCUUCUUUCCUUAAGUUGGUAGUCCAUAACUGCUCCUUAUAGAAAAAGACUGCAUGAUACUCCAAAUACCACUCCUGUAUGUCUGAAUAUUUUUAAGUUUUCGUCUUUAUCAUACCACAGGAACUUUAACGUUUCGUUCACUUUCUUGUAAGCUGAUCUGAAGAAAUGCCUUUUUUAUAUCAGCAGUUACUCCAAUCUUCUCUGUUCGAAGACGUAAAAUCAUGGAAGGGAUCAAUUCAAUAAGAUUGAUACCCUUUUCCAAACAUUGAAUCAGAGAUGAUUGAUUUUUUUCUCUUGAUAACGCAUCAAAAACAGGUCUUCUAGUAGGUUUGUAAACUGGAUGGUAUAGCAAAAAAAUGACCAAACUGACAAAAAGGUUCGUUACUAUCUGGUAAUGGUUCUAUCACUCCAUCUGCUAAUCAAUUAUCAAGGACUUCAUCAUAAAUAUCGUAAAAAUUAUCUUUUUUCAAUUUUUUCGUGGUGUCGUGAAGUCUUUUGUAUGACAAAUCAAAAUUAGACAAUAGAAGAGAGUGACCUUCAAGCCAUGGCAUACUUAUUUCAUAUCGUUUAUUAUUUUUUUGUUUCACUGUUGACAAAAAAUGUUCCAUGACCAAUGCUUCUUGUUGCUUUUGAAAUUUGUUUUCUAUAGGGUCUCGAAUUCCAAGAACUAAAUUCCAUAAGUUAGGCGUGGGUCAAAAUCUUUUGAAAACAAAGAAGUUACAAGUAGCGAUGUUUUCAUUCUGUAAGUUGGCUUCAGUUUACCUAUAAGCGUCCAACCUAGUAAUGUAUGAACUGCAACCAAUCCGCACUCUAAAUCAUGUUUACGUCCAGAAAAUAGCUUACCAGCUUCAUGAGCGCCUACCGAUACAUGAUACAUCGAUGGGUCCAUUCAUAUUAUCUGUUAUCUCGAUACCCAUUUCUUUUAGUUGACCUAACCAGGGUCCUUUUGUAACAAAACUAACAUAGUUACAAAUCAG
This is a messenger RNA of Ceutorhynchus assimilis (cabbage seed weevil), 2913 nucleotides long. The record is from the annotation of a GenBank genome assembly. NCBI's taxonomy places the organism in Eukaryota, Metazoa, Arthropoda, Insecta, Coleoptera, Curculionidae.